UCAAAGUAACAACACAAGGAAGAACAAACCCGAAUUGGCAAACUUAUAUAUAAUACGAACAUAUUUUAACGUAUUUCUAUAUCAGAUCAAAAAUUAAGCAUACAAGUAGUAUUGCAAUCAUAUUGAUUCAAUUGUGCAAGUGAACAAAAUUGUAUUAUCCAAAUAGUGGAAGUAAUGGCUGCCAAAGGCGCCGUACCUGUGUUGCUGUUGGCCACAGUGCUGAGCGCUGUCCAAGCCUUUGAUCACACACUUCGACGAGACUUUCCGGGACCAUACUGUGCUCAACAAAACACGUGCUGCCAAAGCCGCCACGAUGGCUGUUCGCUGCCAAUUUCAAAUACCCUUUGCUAUUGCGACGAGUUCUGCGACCGCAACGACUCCGGGGAUUGCUGUCCCGACUACCGAUCCUUUUGCUUUGGCGAGGCUGAUCCACUGCUAAGCUGCGAGCACAACGGCGUCUACUUUCACAAAUUCAACAACACGUGGGACAACUGCAAUGAGUGUCGGUGUCUGGACGGCGGCGUAGUGCAGUGUGAUCAGGAUCUGUGUCUCACGGACGACGAGAUCAUUCAUAGCGUGAACUCGAUAAAUGAGCUGGGCUGGUCGGCACGCAAGUAUGACAAAUGGUGGGGCCACAAAUACAGCGAAGGUCUGCGCCUGCGCCUAGGCACCAAGGAACCCACCUUCCGCACUAAGGCUAUGACGCGGAUGAAGAAUUCGGCUGAUGGUUUGCCGCGCAGAUUCAAUGCAGUGGAGCAGUGGCCCAGUUAUAUUUCGGAAGUGCCGGAUCAGGGCUGGUGCGGCUCCUCAUGGGUGUUGUCCACCACCUCGGUGGCGUCUGAUCGCUUUGCUAUACAGAGUCAGGGCAAGGAGGUGGUUAAUCUUUCGCCGCAGCACAUCCUCUCCUGCACUCGCCGUCAGCAGGGCUGUGAUGGCGGUCACUUGGAUGCCGCCUGGCGCUUCCUGCACAAGUCAGGUGUCCUUGACGAAACCUGCUAUCCAUAUGUGCAGCGUCGCGAAAAGUGUAGGGUGCAUCACAGUAGUCGGUCGCUUAAGGCUAACGGCUGCAGUCCCGUGCCUGGCAUUGAUCGCGACAACUUCUAUACUGUGGGACCGGCUUACAUCCUGAACCGCGAGGCCGACAUCAUGGCCGAGAUCUAUCACUCGGGUCCUGUGCAAGCCACUAUGCGCAUUUACAGGGACUUUUUCUCCUACUCGGGUGGAGUUUAUCGAAAGACAGCAGCCAAUAGGGGCGCACCCACUGGCUUCCAUUCCGUCAAGCUUGUGGGCUGGGGAGAGGAACACAACGGCGUCAAGUAUUGGAUCGCAGCAAAUUCGUGGGGACCUUGGUGGGGAGAGCGCGGUUACUUCCGUAUACUACGAGGCACCAACGAGUGUGACAUCGAGGACUACGUCCUGGCAUCUUGGCCAUUGGUGUACAACUACUUCAAGGCCAAGCCGGUAGCCUAGAGUGCAAGCCUAUAGAGCUAAAGUUAUGCUGCAGUAACAAAGUUAUCUCAUUCUUCAAAAUUUUUCCAUUCUUUUUAAAAUACAAAUCGGCGCGGAGUUGAGCAUAAAGUUAAAGGUAUGCGGAAAUGAAUAAUUUGGUUUUAAUUUAGGAGCCUUCCUCUUAUAUGUAUGUUAGAAAGUUAGAAUAGCUUUAAAAUCGCAUGAAAUCGAAGGAACACAGCUCAACUCCAAGCACGAAUUAUGGCCGUGUAAUACCCCAACCCGGCAAAUAAUACUCUAAAAUUUUGGCUUAAGAUUUUCCCCACUGCUUUGCUGAAUUUAUUCCAAGUGAUUGAUUUAAUUGAACUCGAAACAAUAGUGAAUUAAAAACACGAAACUGCCACAUUAAUACCGCCCCACCCCCCCAAAACUGCCAAAACGAAUACGGUUUGAAAUCUUAUUAGUGAUUUUUUUCAAUUGGAAUGAAGAAAGGUGUCUAAAUGGAGGGUGGAACCUCCGCCUGAAGCUUAAUUGGCAUGUGUAUAUUCUUCACAUCAAAGAAACGACAGUAUAAAUAUAUGUAUUUCAAUAUUUGUAUUCAUUAGUGAGUUCUCAGUGCGAUCCCCGAAUAUUCAAAAACAUAUAUAUCGCGUAUCGCAUAUUGCUAUGAUAAAAUAUUUAUGUAAUUUUAUACAAUAAAACAAAUUUUUGUCUCGUAUACUCAUUUGAAUAAAAAUUAACUGUAAGUAAAACCA
Molecule: messenger RNA, 2204 nt
Organism: Scaptodrosophila lebanonensis
Lineage: Eukaryota; Metazoa; Arthropoda; Insecta; Diptera; Drosophilidae
Gene: Swim
Product: tubulointerstitial nephritis antigen-like
Exons: 4
Coding region: 175-1470 (431 amino acids)
Biological process (GO): proteolysis
Cellular component (GO): lysosome
Molecular function (GO): cysteine-type peptidase activity
Source: RefSeq, a predicted model, not a curated record